AGGGAGCCCAGUCGCAGGGUGAAGCAGAGGGCACUUCUGCCAGGCGUCGUCCGCACUGCGCAGCCGCGGAGGGAGGCGCCCCCUUUCUCUGCCUGGCGGCGGGCCUGCAAAACCAUGAGCGCGGCGGCUUCGGGCCCUGGCCGGCGGGCGCGAGUGUCCCGCCUGGUCUCCUUCAGCGCGACCCAUCGGCUCCACAGCAAAUCUCUGAGUAAUGAGGAAAACUUGAAACUGUUUGGGAAAUGCAACAACCCAAAUGGCCAUGGGCACAAUUAUAAAGUUGUGGUGACAGUACAUGGAGAGAUUGAUCCUGUUACAGGAAUGGUCAUGAAUUUGACUGACCUCAAAGAGUAUAUGGAGGAGGCAAUUAUGAAGCCCCUUGAUCAUAAGAAUCUGGAUCUGGAUGUGCCGUAUUUUGCAGAUGUUGUAAGCACAACAGAAAAUGUAGCUGUAUAUAUCUGGGAAAACCUCCAGAAAUUUCUUCCUAUGGGAGUUCUUUAUAAAGUAAAAGUAUAUGAAACUGAUAAUAAUAUUGUAGUCUAUAAAGGAGAAUAACUCUUAGAGGUUAAUACUAUAGAAUGAUUUAAUUUUUUU
This is a messenger RNA of Eubalaena glacialis (North Atlantic right whale), 591 nucleotides long. It is a transcript of the gene PTS, whose product is annotated as 6-pyruvoyltetrahydropterin synthase. The record is from RefSeq and is a predicted model, not a curated record. Gene Ontology annotation, molecular function: 6-pyruvoyltetrahydropterin synthase activity. Lineage: Eukaryota; Metazoa; Chordata; Mammalia; Artiodactyla; Balaenidae. The transcript is spliced from 6 exons. The coding region runs from base 115 to 552 and encodes 145 amino acids. Gene Ontology annotation, biological process: tetrahydrobiopterin biosynthetic process. Gene Ontology annotation, cellular component: mitochondrion.